CAAGCCCACUUCUGGCACGCGCCCUAGAACGAGAUCCUCUCAGAUCUGCUAUGCUACCUGCACCCAGCGCGCUGUGAGACGUCCUCUCCACCUGAGCAGUAACCCCCAGGUAAUCUGAGUGUGAGACCCCCCCUGUGAGCUGCAGCCCGCCCCCUCAGGCAGACAGAGCCCGCCCCCCGGAGGCAGCAGCGGGUCUGUGUGGGGGUCAGAGCAGGCUGAGCUCUAAACUCUCUGAUUUCAGAGAAGCGCAGCGCUAAAGCGAAAGUGAACUUUCUGGGAAGUGGGCGGGGCGCGGAGGAGCAGAGCGCGCUUAAAGGCCGGGGCCGGUGCGCAGCUCGCGCAGACGAGAGAGAGAGACACGCACUCGUACUGGCUUAGCGCGGAGCAGCAGUGGGAUCAAUGGCCGCUGAGCACACAUGUUCAUCUCUCUGCUCCCUCACUCUCCUCCUGCCAGCUCCUCUGAACGCAGAUCCUGUGCGCCUCAUCUAGAUGACUGUGACGAGGUACGCUAUGGGAGACCACGCAGGCUGGUCUUCCCUGUAGGAUGGUAGCGCACAGUGCAGUGGAAGACACUUCAGGCACAGCGGAUCACAGAGCCCAGAGGUCCAGGCCCCACCAGCCCACGGAGGCCAACACGCACUUCCGCUCCUUCAGGAACGAGGGUGACUUCAGGAUCAUCAACGAGACCACCUCCAUGCUGGAGGAGAGCGGCUUCUACUGGGGGCCCAUGACCGUGGAGGAGGCCCAUCACAAGCUGAAGAAGGAGCCCGUGGGAACCUUCUUGAUCCGGGACAGCCAGCAGAAGGACGUGUUCUUCACGCUGAGCUACAGGGCUUCUGCCGGGCCCGCCAGCAUCCGGAUUACCUUCCAGAACUCCAGCUUCAGUCUGGCCGGGAGCAAGGAAUGCUUCGACUCUCUGUUCAAACUGCUGGAAUACUACACCAGCUCGCCCAAGAAGAGUCUGGUGCGGCCCUACAGGAAAGUGCGGGUGCAGACGCUGCAGCAGCUGUGCCGCAAGCGGAUUAUCGAGACAUGCGGCGGGCAGGCGGCCGUGGACAGCAUCCCUGUGAAUCCCAUCCUGAAGGACUUCCUCCACUCCUUCCCCUAUCGGCUGUGAAGUCCCCACGCAGCGCAUUAAGGCACAGCCGGAAUAUGCGUACGCAAAUACUUGACAGACUCCAAGAGGUCCGGUGUUGUCGUGUGAAACAGGCACUUUGUAGCACAUUGUCACGAACCAGACUUGAACACUCCGUGGCCAAAGUUUACGUCCACUUUGAAUGUUUACACUAUGCAGGGAGCUCCGCUUCCUCGGACUCUUAUUCUUUUGCUAUGCAAAAAGCUCUAUUUUUAUACCAGUAUUUUUAUAGUAGUAAUAAAUAUAUUUGUAAACCUUUAAAAAAGA
Messenger RNA from Colossoma macropomum (tambaqui), 1402 nucleotides. It is a transcript of the gene socs1a, whose product is annotated as suppressor of cytokine signaling 1a. The coding region runs from base 545 to 1117 and encodes 190 amino acids. Gene Ontology annotation, cellular component: phosphatidylinositol 3-kinase complex. Gene Ontology annotation, biological process: phosphatidylinositol phosphate biosynthetic process; intracellular signal transduction. The record is from RefSeq and is a predicted model, not a curated record. Gene Ontology annotation, molecular function: 1-phosphatidylinositol-3-kinase regulator activity. NCBI's taxonomy places the organism in Eukaryota, Metazoa, Chordata, Actinopteri, Characiformes, Serrasalmidae. The transcript is spliced from 3 exons.